GAGAUUCUGAAUUUGCCCUAUUCUUUACGCGCAUAGGGUCAAGGAUUAGGUGAAUUGAUUGACCAAACCCAUUCAAGGAUUAUUAUUUUAAAAAAUUGACAUUGGUAUUUAUAAAAUCGAUCAAUAAUUGUGAGUAACAUGACCUAAUAAUAAUAAUAAUAGUAGAAAUAUACUAGAAUUAAAUCAACUCCCAUUAACACUAAUAAUAAAUACCAUUAUAUUCUUCUCUCCUCCCAAUAAUCAAGUAAUUUUUUUUUCUCUCUCUAGAAAAUCAAGAGAGAGAAACUCGGAGAUGUGUCCGCUCAGAAUAAUUCUCAUCUUUCUCUCUGCUACCCUCGCCGGAUUCUUCGUUCUUAGAAACCUCAACUCUUCGCCGGACCCCCUGAACGACGACGGCGUCGACGUCGCCGAAGAAGCUGAAUCCACCGGCGCCGCUCCCAUGUCUUCCAAGGUUUGCGCGGCCGUGGGGAAGGGGUUUUGGACAUUUGUUGACAUGGCAAGCGGCAAAUAUCUAUGGAGGAACUUAGCUUCUUCAUCCUCUUCGACGGAGAAGCUCUCUGCCGAUUAAUUCGGUCAGUAAUACGUCGUGUCCGACAGUUCUUUUUCUGUUAUGGUGAUUUUUUCUUGAAUAAUCUCGGUUGUAGAGUUUUUACAUACGUGCUUCGAAAAAGCAAGAAUGAAAAUUGUGUUGCCGUACUUCUUGUGAGUUGUUAUGAAACGAUUGCUUGUAUAGAUGAAGAUCAUACAAUUUUAUAUCCCCUUUUCGCUCUUUUUUCUGUCGUCAGUUUGACAUUAUACUCGAAUAUAUAGAAUACAUUUGUCGACUUUUUGUUAAGCGGGGUUUUACUUGUUAUAUUGUUUUA
Molecule: messenger RNA, 863 nt
Organism: Erythranthe guttata (spotted monkey flower)
Lineage: Eukaryota; Viridiplantae; Streptophyta; Magnoliopsida; Lamiales; Phrymaceae
Product: Methyltransferase-related protein
Source: RefSeq, a predicted model, not a curated record